Molecule: messenger RNA, 2094 nt
Organism: Oncorhynchus keta (chum salmon)
Lineage: Eukaryota; Metazoa; Chordata; Actinopteri; Salmoniformes; Salmonidae
Product: actin-like protein 7A
Exons: 1
Coding region: 716-2023 (435 amino acids)
Source: RefSeq, a predicted model, not a curated record
UGCAAUGACUCCAGUGAGAUUGUCAUUUCCACAUAUUUAUUGUAUCAUAUUAAUAUAGAACUGUUUUUUCCGACCAAACGAACAUGUAAUUAAUGUUGUUGCAUUGUACUGUAAAUAAUGAUAAUUGAAUUGGUUCAAUUAGGAAGAAAAAUAAGUCAUAAUAGGAAUCUGAAUGGGGUGACAAAAUUCUACCAAACCUAUAGGAACCAAUCUGAUUACUUUUGAAUCCCAAUAGGAAAAAAAGAAUGUAGUCCAAUAGGGAGGGGACAGGGGACACAAAACCCUAUAGGAUUCGAUUGGAAAAAAUCGCUAAUCCUUUAGGAUUCUUUUGACUAGGGCAUUGUUGUUCCAUAACAUUGUCAUGGAACAUAUGAAUGUUGUUUCCAACUACCAAACAGCAACUGCGCCGUAAAUCCGUUUGCAUAUUGAACGUUUAGAUUGCCAAAAGGCCAGUCUCUGGCAAGGGGUGGAAUAUGAGCUAAAAAGACUGGUACCCAGAUUAGCGAUCUGCAGCUACUCUUCUCGUUUCUGACUGUUCCGUACAUAUGCAUUCCAAAUUACGUUUACUAUUACUACGAUCAAUUACGUCACAAAGGUAACUCAGUGAUUGAAUGCGCAUCACCCUGGCGCUUCAAAACUGUCGGGACAUAGUUCGGGAUGUAGCGCUUUUGGGUUUUGCAUGUUACAGUUAUGGCCUACACCAUGAAGUAAAAAUAUGGAUAACGACACUUUUGUGGAUCCCAUUCUUCCAAGUGAGGGUCCUGCAAAAGUCGCAAAAUUGAUCAGAGUGAAUGAAGGGAACAGUCAGGAAAAGAAAAAGUCUUCGAAGUCAAAAAACACCUCUCCGGAUAACCCUAAACUGAAGAAGACAUCCAAAUCAUCUAAACCGAAAACAGAGCUUGAUGAAGAGGAGUCGAGUCCAAAGGCAAGGGGUAUCGUGAAGUGCACCAAGGCGGUAGUCAUCGAUAUCGGUACAGGAUACCUGAAAACUGGGUUUGCUGGGGCAGAUGCGCCCACCUGUGUAAUUCCCAGUGUUGUGGGUUUGGCGCGCAAAAGCCCCUUGGAUUACAAGCACGGCUAUGUGGGGAGGGAAAUUCUAGAAACACUAGACAUAUCCCACGUCAGCCCGGUGCAUAACGGCAUAGUAACAGAAUGGGAUGCAAUGGAGAGACUGUGGGAAUACUCGUUCAAAACGCUGGGUAUCCCAAGCGAGGAGCACGCCGUGCUUUUGAGUGACCCUCCUCUUAGUCCGACCACCAACAGAGAAAAACUCGCCGAAAUCAUGUUCGAGAGCUUCAGCACUCCAGCAAUGUUUAUUGAAAACCAGUCCGUUUUAUCCAUGUAUUCCUAUGGCAGAACUAGCGGACUGGUUUUGGAAUGCGGGCAUGGAUGCUCUUACGCAGUUCCCAUUGAUGACGGCCACUACAUGCCAAGUUACACCUGUCGUGCAGAAUAUGCAGGACGAAGCCUUGACCUUUACUUGCAGAAGUUACUGCAGGAGUCUGGAAAAGGGUUCUCUUUUGACAAAUUGGGCCUAAUGGAUGACAUCAAGGCAAAAUGUUGCUAUGUAGCCCCUGAUAUAGACAUUGAAUUAAGAGUUUGUGACAUGGUGCAAUACAAGCUUCCAGAUGGGAAUUAUAUCUCAUUGGGAAAUGAGCGCUCUCUUUGUCCAGAGGUGCUAUUCCAACCAAAUCUGAUUGGAUCCCUUGAGCCAGGACUUCCUAUUAUGGUUAUGAACUGUAUCAAUAAAUGUGACAUCAGAUUGAAGAGUGACAUGCUACAGAAUAUCCUAAUAUGUGGUGGCUCCACAAUGUUCAGUGGUCUUCCUGAACGGCUGCAGAGCGAGCUCAACCAGAUAGCACCAUGUGGUGGGACUACCAUUGUGGCAUCCCAGGAGCGUCAAAACACUGUGUGGCUUGGAGGUUCAAUUCUUGCCUCCCUGUCCUCUUUCCAGUCACUUUGGAUUCGGAGGAAAGACUAUGAGGAGAAAGGGCCCUUUGUCAUUUAUCGAAAAUGUUUCUGAAAGCUACUUAUCAAUGUGACUUUAAGGUUGGCAAAUGAAACAGUAAAUGAACUAAAUUGAACUAUGAACUU